Messenger RNA from Lodderomyces pseudojiufengensis, 2853 nucleotides. It is a transcript of the gene DAL81, whose product is annotated as Dal81p. The transcript has a single exon. Gene Ontology annotation, biological process: DNA-templated transcription. The coding region runs from base 1 to 2853 and encodes 950 amino acids. NCBI's taxonomy places the organism in Eukaryota, Fungi, Ascomycota, Pichiomycetes, Serinales, Debaryomycetaceae. Gene Ontology annotation, cellular component: nucleus. Gene Ontology annotation, molecular function: zinc ion binding; DNA binding; DNA-binding transcription factor activity, RNA polymerase II-specific. The record is from RefSeq and is a predicted model, not a curated record.
AUGGAAGAAAAAGAAACAAUUACUGAUAAUAAUAAUUCAAAUGGUUUAUCCUUGAAAAAUCAGAAUAAGAAUAAUAAUAACAACACAAAUAAUAAUGAUAUAAAUCUAAAUAACAAUAAUGAUAAUAAUAAUUCCAAUAAUAACCAAUCUAUAAGAGAUCUACAGCAAAAUGGUUCAUCACAAUUAACUCCACAACAUCAUUUACAUAUACAUAAUAUACAACAAGAUUCAUCAAAUAAUAAUACACAUCAACAACAACAACAACAACCUCGUUUUGAUCAACAAAAUCAUUCUCAAGAUACUUAUAAUAACAAUUCAUCUCAAUCUCAAUCUCAAUCUCAAUCACAACCGCAACAUCCAUCAUAUGAAUCUCAAUGGUCUUCUACUAUGAUGAUGGAUCCAAAUACUGCAGAAUAUUUAUAUAAUAUUGAAUUACCAACUUAUAUACCAAAUGAAUAUAGACAAGAUAAUCAAAAUAAUAAUAAUAUUAUGCAUAAUAUUCAAUAUCAAAAUAAUGUACAUCAUAAUCAAGAUCCAACACAUCAACAACCACAACAACCGCAACAACUACUACAUCAACAACCAUUAUCACAGCAGCAAACACAUCCACAACCACAUCCACAACCACAUUCACAGCCUCCACAACCAAACUAUGAUGAAACUUCACAACCUCCUAUACCUGCAACCAAAUCAAAACAAAGACGUCCUUGUGAUCAAUGUAGACGUAGAAAAACAAAAUGUGUUAUUGUUCCAAAUACAAAUAAUUGUGUUCAAUGUGAAGCAAAACAAUUAUCUUGUACUUAUUCAACUCCUGCAAUAAAAAGAAAACCAACAGAUAUUGGACCAUUACCUAAUCAACCACAAGAUAAAAGAAAUAGAUUAAAUCCUUUAUCAAAUGAAAAUAUACAAGUUCCUGAUGUACCAAUAAGAGAAGUUGCUCCUAUACAAGAAUAUUCAUCAAUAAAUAAUUCAUUACUCAAAAAGACUUUAUCAUUACAAUUUCCAAGAUCAAGUUUUUAUGUUGGACCAACUUCAUAUUUAUAUGAUAUAAAUUUAUUAAACACAAUAAUAGAUUCUCAUAAUCAAAAACAAAUUUCAAAUCAAUCACCUACUUCUUCCACAACAACCACCACAACAAAUAAAAUAGAACAAGUUAGUCUAAGUAAUUCAAUUUCCCUUAGAAAAGUUAGUGAUAAAGUUCAAUUUGUAUUAAAAGAAGAUCAAUCACCACAAUCAUAUCAAACAAUGUCAAAUGAUGUUGAUACAAUUGAAAAAUUUAUAUCACCACAUGGUCAAAUAUUAAUUGAUUUAUAUUUUAGAAUUAUUCAUCCUUCUUACCCCAUAGUACAUAAAAAAGUAUUUUUAGAAAAAUAUUCAAGAACUCAUAGAGAAUUUAGUGCUCCAUUAUUAGCUGCAGUAUAUGUAUUAGCUAUACAAUGGUGGGAUUAUGAUCCUCAAUUAAAUAGAUUCCCCAAACCAAAUGUUGAAUUAAUUUUAAAAAUUGGUUUAAAUAAUUAUUUAUCUGAAAUUUUAAAAAGACCUAAACUUAGUGCUGUUCAAGCUGGUUUAUUAUUAUUACAAUGUAAACAUAUAAUAAGUUGUAAAACUUUUAAUGAUCAAAUACAAAAUAGUGGAGAUGCAGAUUAUUCAGAAUGGGUAUUAUGUUCACAAGUUGUUUCAUUAGCUGAAGAAUUGGGGUUAGGAUUAGAUUGUAAUAAUUGGAAAUUACCAAAAUGGGAAAGAGGUUUAAGAAAAAGAUUAGCAUGGGCUGUUUAUAUGGAAGAUAAAUGGUUAUCCCUAAAGGAUGCAAGACCUUCUCAUAUCCAUGAAAAUAAUUGGAUUGUUUUACCAUUAUAUGAAGAAGAUUUUCCUGAAAAACAUGGAGAUGGAGAUUUAAAAGAAGGUAGUUCAGAUAUUGAUAAUGGUAAAAAAAUUUUUAUGAAAUUAAUUGAAUUAAGUAAAAUUUUAAGUGAUAUUUUAAAUCAAUUUUAUUCAAUGAAAGCAAUGAAUGAAAUAAAUGAUAUAAAUGAUGUAUUAAAAUUAGCAAAACCUUUACAAUUAAAAUUAAGAAAUUGGUUUCAUUCAUUACCAAUAGAAUUACAAAUGACUUCUGUUCAACCAAGAAAAUUAUGUUCAAAUGGUUAUUUACAAUUAGCUUAUUUUGCAACAGAAUUAACAUUACAUAGAAAAAUAACAACUAUAAUAUAUCAACAAACAAAAAUUGGAAAUCCUCCAUCAAUUGAAUUAAUAAAUGUUUGUAGAUCAGCUGCAAAAACAAGAUUAUUAGCAUCAAUUGAAUUUGUAAGAGAUUUAAAACCAGAACAUAUUCACUCAUUUUGGCACAGUUCAAGUUCUUCAAAUUUUACAUUAAUUGGUACUUUCGCUGCUAUAUUAUUUAUGUCAUCACCAACAAAAGAAGAAUCUGAUUUUUAUAAAGAUCAAAUUUUUAAUUAUAGAUGGAUUUUAAAAAUUUCUUCAAAAGGAUUUGAUCAAGUUGCUGAAGCUUUAUCACAAUUAGACUUGGUGUUGGGAAAUAUUCCUGGAUUAUUAAAUGAUAAUAUUGAUAUGCCAAUGGUUUUACCAAAUGUACAAGAUCCACCACCACCAAAAUCUCCAUUUUCAGAACCACCAACUCCUAAUAACAUUGGAAAUAAUAAUAAUAAUAAUAGUAAUGGAAACAACAACAAUGGUUCUACAAAAAAGAGAAUCCCCAGUAAUUUAAGAGAUUCACCAUAUAAUUCACCACAAAGUUUUUAUACUCCAAUAAAUGAAAAAAAUUCUCCAUCUAUAUCACCAAAAGAUUAUAAAAAGCAAAGUAUACCAAAUGAAACAACAAAGAGUCCAAUUAAAUAA